CAAACUGAUCUAAAUUUACAACAUUCUUUAUAGACAUUCAUUAAUUAGCGAAAUUUACAUGUUCUUAGCUAAAAUCUUAUUGAUAUUGAAAAUAGUUAUUAUUAUUUAUUCAGAGAAUGUUAUAAAUUGUGAUGAACAGACAGAAUUAUUUCAAAAUGAUCUUUUAUUCAAUAUACCAUUAAUAGAUAAUUAUGAAUGGGAAAUAGUUACAAGUUUAGUAUUGGAUUCAAUUGAAGAUGCUACAAAAUAUUUAUGGAAACAUAGAAUUAAGGUGAAUUUAGAUGGUUAUUUAGGAACUACAAUGGUUGGAGGUAUUAUUCGAACUCUGUUGAAAUUAUACAGACAUAAAAUGCCUCAGGUAAUUGGUAAUAGAAUGCAAUUACUUCAAGAGAAAUUGGAAAUGUUAAACAAUUUCGGUGUGACGAAUGUUGAAAAACAAACUCCAUUCUAUUUUUCCCGUGUAGGAUUUUUGCUGGAUCCACAGCUAUGGAAUAGUUUCUAUCCAAUCGCGCUACUAAACUAUUCUUUGGUGCACAAGUUAAGGUACAAAAGCGAUUCAUGGACAGAAUACAAGAGUGAUAAUUGUCUCAGAGAGUUUCUUUACAAGACAGUUGAUUUCUGUAAAAUUUCGAAGCAAUGCUGGAAGUCAGCUACUGAUUACAGUGAAACUGAAUAUGGUCUUACACACCAGGUAUUUUAUUUUAUGAUUGGAAAACAGACUAAUUGUAGUGAAACAUUGGAUUAUCUUCUGAAAUUCAAUCAACCUGGAAUGAAUACUGAAGAAUAUUUACAACAGUUAUGUACAAACGUUGCAGUUGAAGCUCAAAUUAUUGCCAGUAAAAAUUUUCCAACUGAUUUAAGGGACCUGUUCAUGGAACAAGUUGGAUUUUGUGGUUUGGCAGGAUUUUGGCAAAUCUGUAAAAUUGAUUGGUUAAUGAAAAUUAUUUCAUGGCAAAAUAUCAUGGGUUGUUAUCAUAAAUUUGAUACAGAAGAAAUGAAUCCAGAAAACUUUGAUCCCAAUGUAUAUGGACAUUAUAAACGUCGAAGACGUUCAGAACAACUUUUAUCCGGAGGUCAACAAGCGUGUCUAUCACAUAGGACAAGUGUGGCAAUGACAGCACUGAGUGGAUAUUUAAGAUAUUUAAUUGAAUUUCAUUAGAUGAUAAAAUCUAUUUUUUGUGUUCAGAAACCAUUAAACCAAUUCAGAAGAGAAUACUAGUUAUUGUUUUCUAUAUGUAAAUUAACUUUGAAAAUUGUAAUUUAGUAAAAUGAACAACUAACUUUGAGUUACCGA
Molecule: messenger RNA, 1294 nt
Organism: Schistosoma spindalis
Lineage: Eukaryota; Metazoa; Platyhelminthes; Trematoda; Strigeidida; Schistosomatidae
Source: the annotation of a GenBank genome assembly